GGCGGCGGGGACAAACAAUGCUUGCCUUGCUAACCUCGCGCUCUGGGGAGGCUGCUGGCAUUUGCUCUGCUCUGCAAUGCUCCACUCUGCGCUGGGAGCCUCACACCGAGUUAGGGAGACCCUUCUUGGGGGUCUCGGGUUUAAAACAAACUUCCUCAGUCUGGGGAUCUCCAGCACCAAAUUCAUCUGUCCUGUAGCCCCGUUGGACACCAGGUGGCCUCUUCGCAUUUGUUACUGGCAUCAUUCUGAGAUACUGAUGCUGACUCUUCGGAGACAAGUCUGUGAGACAUUUUGGUUGAACCAAAGAUAGAACAAUCAGUAGCAGAUAGUAACAGGAAUUGAUGAGCUCCCCCAAAGAUGGAGACAUUCAGAGACAAGACUGUAGAUGAAUUGAAAGAACUACAGGAAAAUUUGGAAGAGAUUGAACGGUUGGCAUUGGAGUCUAAUGAGGUCCAGAACAUACAGUUGCAAAGGGAGAUGGCUCUGGCUACAAAUCGUAGCCUGGCAGAGCAAAACCUGAAGUUCCAGGACCCUCUGGAAGCAGGACGUGCAAACCUCUCUGACCGAUAUCGAGAUCUGCAAAAACUGAUGGAGCGAUGCCAGAAGCAGAAGUCAAAGCUGGAGCAAUUCUCAACGGCAACACAGCCUGAUACCCUGUUAAAUCUUCUGAAGGUGGAAGGGCAGAAAAUUGAAGAAGAGUCUGAGAUGAUGGCUGAAAAGUUCCUGGAGGGGGAGGUGCCUUUGGAGACAUUUCUGGAGCAGUUUUCCACCAUGAGGAAAUUGUCUCAUCUACGGCGAGUAAAAGUGGAGAAACUUCAAGAAGUGCUGCAAAAAUCUCAAUCCUUGCCAGAGCCAGCAGAUGGCAAUGAAAUUAACCACCAGUCUCCUUCCCACAUAUCUUCUGGACCUAUAAGUCAGCAGCCACAGAAAAGUUCAGUUGGGGAACCACCCUUUCCUUUACCUUAUAGUAUAGCACCUUGUAUUCCAGCAGGUCCUUCAGCUCAUGGGGGUCUCCUGCCAGGUCCAUUUGCAGGAACACCAGUUACAGUGGGACAUGCUGCGUCCUCUCAACCAAGUGUCCAGCCCCCAUUUCCAUAUAAACCACCUGGAUACCCACCUGUUCCUUCAAGUAAUUCAGUGCCCCAGCCUCAGACAGGUGACCUGUCUUCACCAUCCAGGUACUCUUGGUCUCCAUCCAGAACACCCUCUUCUGGACAAGGAUAUCCACAGCUGCCUCUCAGGGCUCCAUCUGUAGCACCAGGAUUCCCUCAGCCUAUGCAGCCUCCCUAUUUUCCAUCAGGAGGAGGGCCACCAUGCCCUUAUCCCACUCAGCCUGCAGCAAUUAGCUUCCCUGUUCCCUCCCAGCCUCCAUAUCCCACAGGUCCAAAUCCCUCCUUUGGGUAUCUACCACCACCACCUCUUCCUCCUCGGGGCCAUACUUGGACUGGAUACUAGACCAGCUUUCCAGACAGUAUUCUUUUACAUGGUAGCUGAAGAAAUGAUUUCUUGCUAGCUAAUGAGCCCUGAGGUGAAAAUUGGGGAGGAUAAUACUGAGAGACAUAUUUACGUGAGCAUUACAUUGAUGGAAUAAAUGAUGGAAUAAUAUUGUUAAGAGCUGCAAAGGAAGGCCGCUGUUUGAUGGUUCUGUUUGUAAGUAAGUAAGUUUGUAAGUAGGCAGCCUCUAAUGGAAGCAGUACUGGCCAAGCAUUUGGUUCAAGCCAUAGUAUAAAAUACACAUAGACCCAGAGCUCUUACUUAAUGUAUCAUGGCACCGUGCUUGCUAAGCUCUUUCAGGCAAACUUAAUUGACAACAACCUGGAUCUGGUCCUUGGUCUGUGUGUGUGUGUGUGUAGUUUUCUAAUUUAGUAUGUUAGAAUAUAUUAAAAGUUCUAUACUGUAUACCUAUAUUCUUAACACAGAAUCUUUGAUGGAGAAAUUGGUCAAUCUUUUCUGAAUGCUUUCUAAAGAAGAAGUCUCUAGUUUCUCUUGGCAUAAGAAAGUACUUCCUUGACAGUAAUGAUAUGUUUGUUAACUCCACAAAGAAAGACAUAGUCUUCACCUGCUCCUAGCUCCAGCAGAUUGCUGAUCAAUUGCUGGAUAUUCCCAUAUAGAACCGUUGGAGAACCCUUGUCAAUCUAAGGGAGCAUGUUUCUUCAUAGGACUGUGCACUAACAGCACUGGAUGAGGCCAGCACCAGAAAUGGAUGAGGCCAGAACCAUUUUGCUCCCUCAUUCUCAUUGUCCGCCCAUUUUGCAACUUAUGGGGAGAGUUAGCUUCCCACAAAGUCCCAAGCUGCUCCCCUAUUCCACGCUGCGAUUAGGUUUUUUGAAAAGCUGCCAUUGCCUAGAUUCUCCUCUUUCUUCCAUAACAGUUAACUAACUUGCACCUUUUUGAUUUCAUACCCUGGAACAAGCCUUACCAUGACUUCUUCAGUCCAUACUGUACCCUUUGAACAAUUACUCUGUGUUUUGUUUGCCAUAAGGAACUUGUCUUCUUGACAUUGCUUGGCAGUUGGUUAGCAUUAUUGACUUAGAGAAAGCCAAAUCACUAUGCAUUUUUAUACUGGGGAAUAAUGAAUGAAAUAAUGUCCUGCUUUCAUCAUUGAGUGUGAUGACCUUCUCAGGAAUUUGGAUUUGUAGCUUCCAACAUAUCCAGAUCCUUUUCUUUAAUAAUCUCUUAAUUUAACAGAGAAUGUAGGAAACAGAGGCAUUUCCCAUCUUUUUGUUCAUUGUUCCACUUCCUUUGGCUGACAAAGAGAAACACUGGCUAUCAGUUGAUAGAAUACAGGAGAUGCAAUGGAAAACAAAAUAGUUUUGCUAAGCACUUUAUCCUCUUGCUUGUCUGUAAUUUAUUUUUUAAAAAUAAUAGAUUUGACUAAGUUGAAUGGCUUUCAGAUUUGAUGGAAGCAAUUCCAUAUAUGUAACUGAUUAUGGUAAUAAAAUGUGAUGAACUGCAUAGAAUCACAUGUUUAUGACUUUUGGAAAUGAGGCUAUAGCUAAUUUAUACUUGAAAUUUUGCAACAUGUUCUCUUUGACUUAUAUUGUAUCAGUAAGGCUCUUCAUUAUUCAUCUCACAUAUUCAUAACUCUUUUGUACUAUCUGACCUUUAUCUUUAACUCUAAUUUACUUAAAGAUAUAUUUUUGUGACUCUAUCUUCCCCAUGGACUAAUAAAUUUAACCCAUCUCAGUUAUUUUUAACAUUGAGGCACCUCUAUUCUCUACAUUUUAAUUUCCAUGAUUCAUUUCCUCCUCCUUUAUUAUUCUGUUACUGUCAUCCCAUUCUCUUUAUAUCCUUCUGUUCCAGUAUAAUUAAAUUACUGCCCAGCCAAUAAUAAUUUAAAUAUUUAACUCCUGCUUUUCUCAACUUUGACCUAACAUUCAUACCUAUAUAUGCAUCACAUUAUAUUCUCUUUGUGGCUAAGCAACUUUAUGUAAUGUGCAGAAAGGAGUAAGAAAUAGGUGAAGAAAUUAAAGACAGGAGAUAGAAAAGGAAAUAGCUAUAAUUUACAUGAACACCACUCACUAGACUUCCCCCUGUCUUUGUAUCCUUGCAAAUGAUCUUUGCUUCCACUGUUCCCAUUCAUCACUUCAUAUGUAGCCUUUUGCUUUUUAACCUUCUCACGCCUCUCUUUAUUCAGACCAUCAGUUCUAAUCAAUCAUUGACUUUCAGUCUUCCCCUUACUCUCCAGCCUUUCAUUUUUUCAUCAUGUAUUUAUUUUGAGAUUUGAUUCUGAUUCUCUCCAUAAAUAAUCAAAUUGCUCAACCAAAUUACUUUCAUAUUAUUCCCGUUUGGAUUCAGUCCACAUUCAUUUAACACCCUUCACUGUUGACCAUAUGUCUUCCUUUACUGCAUAUAGUUAUUAAGUACUGUACUCCAUUCCAGCUGCAUCCAAGUUUUUAUAUUUCUCCUAACAUACCCACCUCUCACUUCUGUACAGCAAAGUGGGCAGAAGCAAACUUAUAUGUAAUCAUUCAUUCCUCACAAUAUAACACUUGGGGGCCACUAUUCAUCAGCAUUUGUCCUAAAGUGUCUCCAUUUUCCCAUAUUUAGUAAGCAUUCCACCAAAGUUCACAAAUAUAUUUGCUUGCUCUAGUUUUUCUCCAUUUAUAUAGCUUGCAGUCAUUCACUCCAUUUUCUCUGUCAAACACAAUCACCUUAAUCUUUGAUACAUUAUUUUUCAGAACCAUGCCCCUUGUAGCAUCACAUAGUGUAACUAAUUGACUGUAAAUCAUUCAGAUGUUUAAUCAACAACAUAACAUGGACUACAUAAAAAAAAUGACUCAUUAACUAGUUUACCUCUCAAUGUCACCAUUACUUAUGCAUUUAUCUAUAAACACAUUAAGCAAUCAAGGACAUCACACACCCUUCUCAAUGUUCCAGCUCUUUAUCAUAAUUUGUGACCCUCAAGGAACUUGAAGUUUUGACUUGUCUGGGAAUGCAUGAAGAUUCUGUCACUUCAUCCCAUGCCAACUUAAUGGGUAUGAUGUCAGGUUAUUACCCUAGAGUAAAUAAUUUCUCAGUGAGAAUAUGCACUUGACAGAGCGCAGCUUGACUGUGUUUGUAAUCCGCGCAACCUACCCAGAGCGCACACCUGUAGGGUGUGGCAGCAUGACAGCACAAACCACUGUAUAUAAUAAAGUGCACCAUGGGUUAUAGUGUGGCUGGUGAUAGGAGUUGUGGCUGGUGGAGUUCUGGGAAGUAAUUAGGGAUUUGCAGGUUGGUGGUGUACAUUCUGUAUAUAUUGUACACUAAACAUCUGUGUGCAAGUUUUCUACAUUGGACUGUGGACUGUUUAUUUUGUGUCACGGAGCACCACUGCACGGAGUGUACACUGCACACCCUGACAUAUGAUUCCAAGUUUAAUGUUCUCUUCCUUAAUAAAAGGUGGGUGUUCUUAACCAAACAAUUGGUUGAUCAAACCACCACAGAAGAUUUUGCAAUAUCAUGCUGAAAUUCUUAAAGUCUGGGAGUAGUAUAUCUUGUCACUCAGUAAUUUGAAGGCUAGAAUUUGUGCCCUAGUAAAUCUGCAAUAAACAUAAAAGAUGUGAGCCCUACAUCACUUUUGAAGGGCAUUUUUAAUUAUGAUGAAAUACUGAGUCUUUCUUUGGGAUCUUUAUGGAAUGCAUGAUAAACAUGAUACUAUGUCAAUUUGUCAUUUACACUAUAUGCGUUUGUAUAAUUUUUCCUCUUUUUGCAGGGGUGGUGGUAAAUACAGCAAGGUCCAAGUUCCAAUUUGUAGAAUUUAAAAAUGACAGCCUAUGUGGUCUGCCUCUAAUGUCUCUCUCUAUUUUUCGUAGGGUUUUUUCCCCUAGAUUUUGUUGUGUUUCUCUAUUUUUCUAAAGGAGCUAGGAUUGCAGAAGUAAUUUCAUUACACUUCCAGAGAAGUCUUAAGUAAUUUUUCAACAGAGAGCCAUUAUUCCUUAAGGAAAUACCAUAUCAUAUCUUAGUUAUACAUGGUUUAGAUUACUGCAAUGCACUCUACAUGGGUCUACCUUUGAAAAGUGCCUGGAAGGCUCUGUGGCUGUAAAAUGCAGCAGCAAGGCAGCUAAUUGGUGCGUGAUACCUGAUGUGUAAUGUUCCUGUUGGAAGACUGGUCUAUUUGCCCAUUGUUUUUUAGACACAAUUUAAAGUAAUGGAUUUAACUUCUAGCUUAGAAGUCAGAUAUCUAAAGGAUAAUUAUCUUAGCAUGAAUCUAUCCAGGUAGUAAACUCAGCAGAAGAGGCCCUCCUAGAUGGCCCCUUAGAUUAGCUCGUGUCCCUCCCAACCUUCGUUUGGAACGCACUCCCUUGGACGUUAUGCUCAGUCCGAACCUUCCGAUUUAACCAGGGAUUUUUAUUUUGAGUUACAUGAAUCUUUAUUAUAAUUGUUUUGUGGGAAUUGAAGUAUUUUUGUUAUUGUUAGCCACAUU
Molecule: messenger RNA, 5908 nt
Organism: Python bivittatus (Burmese python)
Lineage: Eukaryota; Metazoa; Chordata; Lepidosauria; Squamata; Pythonidae
Gene: VPS37C
Product: VPS37C subunit of ESCRT-I
Biological process (GO): protein targeting to membrane; ubiquitin-dependent protein catabolic process via the multivesicular body sorting pathway; protein targeting to vacuole
Cellular component (GO): ESCRT I complex
Source: RefSeq, a predicted model, not a curated record